Aspergillus wentii DTO 134E9 is the source of this 861-nucleotide messenger RNA. RefSeq lists its product as uncharacterized. The coding region runs from base 276 to 479 and encodes 67 amino acids. The record is from RefSeq and is a predicted model, not a curated record. The transcript has a single exon. Lineage: Eukaryota; Fungi; Ascomycota; Eurotiomycetes; Eurotiales; Aspergillaceae.
CUGGUUGACAAUGGUGCUGAUAUAUAUGCAAAGCAGCAAUACAGCGACAAUGGAAAUACUAGAUUUGGAAGAGGGAGGACCGUAGCUGAGAAUGUCACUGCUCUUCACCUUGAUAGCUGGUAUUAGAAUGUGGAAGGAAUUCAAGCGCUGCUCGAUCAAUGCGACAGAGACAGCGACGUCGACAACGAUACUGCAAAUGUGGUAUCGUCGCGCGAUAGCAACGGGCGCCUUCCACUGCACUGGGCUGCCGCAGUGCACAAUCUGUGCGUUGCAACAUGCUCUCUGAAGAAGAAAUUUCUUCCCAUAUAACCAAAAGACUCAACAUCCUCCUCACCAGAAACCCCAACACCAUAGACACCCAAGACAAGGAGGGAUCGACAGCCCUGCACUACGCGACAGGAAGCCACGCCGGAUGCGGAAACAGCGACUCCCACCUCACCACAAAAUUCCCAUGCGAAAACGGGGGAACGCGCGGCUAGAAAACAACAAUGGACAGAUUGCGUUACACAUACUAGCUUCGCGCUCUGUGGACGGCGAGCUGAUUAACACUGCCAUGCUGGACGGGCUGGUCGCCAUGGUGCUAGCAUAGACCACGCCGACGCGGAUGGCAACACCGCUCUUCACAUUCUGGCGAGGAACUUGGGACAGGUGAAUGCGGCGAAGUUUCUGGUUAGUUAGUCGAGGGUCGGAUGUGAGUGCCCGAAUAACAAGGGGAAUACACCGCUACAUGAAGCGAUGGUCGGGAUGAUGCGGUCGCGGCAGACCCGAGAAGGGAAAAUUGAGGAUGUGACAAUGGGUGAUCGGAUUAAAGCGCAGGAUGCGAUGAUUGGUGUGCUGCAGGCAGGAGAAAAAGAGAGUUUG